AUGGCAGUUUUCCUGAACUUGUGUGAUGAAGACACAAGAAAGUGCUUCACAGCCCUUCUCAACAAAGCUCUCAUUGAUUCCUGUAUCUCCACCACCUUCUUUUCACCCGCACAACAACAACCCAGUAUUGUACAGGAAGCUAUUAAAGAAUGUGCGGUGUUUAUAGCCGUCUUUUCAGUGAACUAUGCAUCCUCUUUCUCCUGUCUUCACCAGCUUUGUUAUUUACUGAGUUUGCCAAGGAGGAGAACUAUCCUUCCUGUGUUUUAUGAUGUCGAUCCUUCUCAUUCGAAUGAUUGGGAUCCAUGGAAUGGGCUUGCCAAGGAAGUGUUCGACAAAAUAUAUUCCAAAUUCCAUGGCAGCUGUUUCCUCUCAGAUAUUAGAGAGUCUUCCAAAACAAAUGGAGUUGUCAACUUACAGAGACAACUUCUUAAGGAACUUUUUGAUGAAGUAGAUCCAAGUAUAUUUAAUGCUGAUAGAGGCAUCAAUGUUAUUAAGAAUAAGAUUGGGUCGAAGAAAGUUCUUGUUGUAUUUGAUGACAUUGACGAUGACAAACAACUUGAAAAUUUGGUUGGUAACCGUGAUUGGUAUUGUCAAGGAAGUAGAAUUAUCGUCACUACCAGGGAUGAGCACGUGUUGAAUGUGCAUAAUAGGGUAGAGAGUAAUCACAUCUACAAGCUCGAGGCAUUGGAUCACAUACAAUCCCUUGAACUCUUUAGUUGGUGUGCGUUCCAAAGGAAUCAACCGAUACCAGAAUUCGUGCAACUCUCUAAGGAUGUAAUAUCCAUUGCUUGUGGGCUUCCCCUGGCUCUUGAAGUUUUGGGAUGUUACUUAUGUGACAAGUUAAACAUUGAAGAGUGGGAAGAGGCAAUAAUGAAUUUGAAAAGAAUUCCCGCAAAUGAUGUUAUGCGAAAGCUUAGAAUAAGUUACGAUGAUCUGAGUUGAGAAAAGAAACAUCUAUUUUUUGAUAUUGCAUGUUUCUUUAUUGGAGAAACAAGAGAUUAUACAAUUAUGCACAACCGACUUCGUGAUAUGGGGAGACAGAUUGUUGAAUUAGAAAACCUAGAUGAUCAUGGAAAGCGUAGUAGGUUGAGGAGAUGUCAUUACUAUGUUGAAGAAUUACAAGUGCGGUUACAACUAACGGAAGAUCCGUGGCAGUAUCUCCCAGAAAAUUGUAGCUGUGAAAAGCUAGCUGUCCUCGGCUUGACAAACAGUAACACUGUGUCGAAGAACAACAUCAAGCAGCUCUUCCCGAAGUUGAAGGUCCGUGAUCUUACAUGGUGCCUUAACUUAGAGAGAAUUCCCCACUGUUCUCUAUACAUGAACUUGAAGCAGUUGAUUCUUGAAGGUUGUGAAAACUUGGUUGAGAUUCCCGACUCCAUAGGGCUUUCAAGGGAUUUAGUUUAUCUGAAUCGAGGAUGUUCCAACCUCAAAAAACUUCCAGAAAACUUUGGAAAGCUUACAAGUUUUAAGGACUUUCAAGUUAAACAACAACUCCAAUUUGACAAGGCUUCCAUCUACUUUUCCGGUCUAUGUUCCAUGGAGGAAUUGUUCGCAAGGGAUUGUAACCUGCAAGGGGUGAUUGCUGAUGACUUUGAAAAGUUGUCCAAAUUGAAAAAGUUGGAUCUCUACGGCAACAAGAAUAUGCAAGGCCUGCCUAGGAGCAUGAAGGGCCUUUCUCAAUUAGAAGACAUGGAUAUAUGUCAUUGUGAGCAGCUCGUAACUAUACCCGAGCUCCCCAGUAGUUCGAAAUGUCUACAUGCUAGCGACUGCUAUGAGGAGCAAUGCAUACAUGUUUAAAUGCUGCCAUCAAAGCUUGCAUUUAGACCAACACAAGGGGAAACUUACUGUCAAGGAGGCUCCUAGAGCUGUGAGUGAGCCUGAUGACAAGCUUCUUGCUGAGCACAUGGCCAAUCAAGGGCUGAUAAUGAAGAGGUCAGUGGUGAUGAGGAAACUGAAGAAGAGGAAGAUACGGGGAUGGGCGAGCUUGAUCUUGAUAAUGCUGGUGUGACCGAGUAAAUUAUAAGACAGAAAUGAAAAAGAAAAAAUUAGUUGAUUUUGGUUGACAUUAUUGAGUUUACGUGUAAAGAACCGCCACAAUUUGUGCUGCUCGCAAGUAAGGUUACAUUUGUCAUUUUCUUUGAAGCUUGCAGUUGCAGAUUUUUCUGCCUUGUACAGAAUUUGUGAUCCUGAGAUUUUGUUCA
Amborella trichopoda is the source of this 2201-nucleotide messenger RNA. Lineage: Eukaryota; Viridiplantae; Streptophyta; Magnoliopsida; Amborellales; Amborellaceae. The record is from RefSeq and is a predicted model, not a curated record.